AUGUAUCAGAUGCCAGGCUGGGCAAGCCCCAAGCAUACCAGAUCAUUCAUCCUGACGGGCGGACUAAUGACCAUGGAGCGCUCUCCGCCGGAGUGCUUCAUGGCGGGUAUCGGGGAAGGGAUGAAUGAUCGUGGCGUACCAUGUGGUAAGGAAACUGAGGGAAACGAUCUCCUUCUGCUUCUGGAUGGUCAUGUUCAAGAUCGCUGCACGCUAAUAGGACCGACGAGCGGCACAAAACACUGCCUUUACCAUGGAACACAAUACGAUCAUACAUACCGCUCGUAUCUAGGAGGUCGGCUUCCUUCGCAUAUCGAGACCCUCCUUCUCAUCUUAUUUGCGCACGUCCACCUCGAGUACGAAGAUGAGCAUGGAACCGCCUCCUUGGGAGCCUCAGGAAGAAGCAGUCAGGCUUCCAGAAGAGACACCUCGGCGUCCGAGCGUCUCCAGGCUUCUACUUUGAAUUAUGGGGUGGGGUUGGUGCAAUGCGACGGCGAAUGUGGGGAGCCUUAUGAUCCGGCGAGUGGGAAAACAAUUGAGCUGCGUCUGGAAUGCUCUGCUGGUGGAAUGAUGAUAAUGGAUGACCGGUAUCAGACCACAAAUAAGCCCGGAACAGCACCAGAAGGCAUGGCCGAUAUCCACGGUUACUGCAAGGGAGUUCUCACUACGUAUCUACUAGCUGCGUAUAAUAUGCAGGCGAGAGAUUUCGUCCAUCCAUCCAGAAAAUAUCCAGACUCUGGCGGGGUUAAUUAUCCGGCGGGCAACACCGUUCCGUUUGAUCUCGACGCUAGUUUACUAUCGCCUAAAAGAGACAAGAGCUCGCAUAUGGGAGAUUUACAGGACUGCGCAAAGGCUUCUGCAUCCCCGGCUGCUCUAACCAGGAUCGACUGGACUAGGAAAGAAGCCAGCCCCAAGGGGUUCCAGGGCGCCACUUCAACGCACCUUCACAAUCCUGAACAGGACGCGACCUGGUCAGCGGAACAGGCGCCAAACGGUUUUAACCCCCCAUGGGCGGUGUGGCCGAACUCUCCCAUGGUCUUCAAACCAGCCAAUGAAUUGUAUCGAGCCUGUCCGCCAUGGCGCCAUCUCAAGCGGUGA
Molecule: messenger RNA, 1095 nt
Organism: Aspergillus neoniger CBS 115656
Lineage: Eukaryota; Fungi; Ascomycota; Eurotiomycetes; Eurotiales; Aspergillaceae
Exons: 15
Coding region: 1-1095 (364 amino acids)
Source: RefSeq, a predicted model, not a curated record